Molecule: messenger RNA, 254 nt
Organism: Amoebophrya sp. A25
Lineage: Eukaryota; Dinophyceae; Syndiniales; Amoebophryaceae
Source: the annotation of a GenBank genome assembly
CUUAGUCGUGCACCAUGAUGUGCAAGAAAAGGUUUAGCAGCUUUCGGCCAUCCGGCUUCAUUCCUGCGCAGCAGAGGAGGGGGAAAGAAGCGCCUCGCGUGAGACAACCUGAUCGUGGUGGUUUGGCACUUUCCCAGCGCACGGCAUCAGAGCUAAACCGGCAGCUUGUUCAGCUACCGUCCGACAUGGAGAUUCUUGGUCUCUUCUGGUUACAGGAGAUUCUUUGGCCUGAUGUUAUUUCGAGCAGAGGAUGA